This is a messenger RNA of Rhizoctonia solani, 1737 nucleotides long. Its product is annotated as TCP-1/cpn60 chaperonin family (T-complex protein 1). The coding region runs from base 1 to 1737 and encodes 578 amino acids. Gene Ontology annotation, cellular component: chaperonin-containing T-complex. NCBI's taxonomy places the organism in Eukaryota, Fungi, Basidiomycota, Agaricomycetes, Cantharellales, Ceratobasidiaceae. Gene Ontology annotation, biological process: protein folding. The record is from RefSeq and is a predicted model, not a curated record. The transcript has 9 exons. Gene Ontology annotation, molecular function: ATP hydrolysis activity; ATP-dependent protein folding chaperone; ATP binding.
AUGCAAGCUCCCGGACAAAUGCCCGUGUUCGUAAUGAACACUACCCCUGAGCGCCAGAGUGGUCGAAAAGCUCAAGUCGCAAACAUUACUGCCGCUAAGACUGUUGCAGAUGUUAUCCGAACAUGUCUUGGCCCUAAGGCUAUGCUGAAAAUGAUUUUAGAUCCCAUGGGUGGAAUUUUAUUGACGAACGAUGGAAAUGCUAUCCUACGAGAAAUUGAUGUUGCACAUCCAGCUGCAAAGAACAUGAUUGAACUUUCAAGAACUCAGGAUGAAGAGGUCGGAGACGGUACUACCAGUGUUAUUAUCCUCGCUGGAGAGGUUCUUGCCCACACUCUCCCACUCCUUGAGCGAUCCAUUCAUCCCGUGCGAAUUAUUGCUGGCCUCAAUGCUGCGCUUGCCACCGCUCUCGAAACUGUCAAUCGCAUUUCCAUUCCUAUUGACCCCAAUUCCGAUGAAGACAUGCUUGCGCUUAUCAAAACUGCAAUUGGUACCAAGUUUGUCGCUCGGUGGUCGGACCUCAUGUGUUCUCUCGCGCUCAAGGCAGUAAGAACCGUGACGCAAGGUGGAGAAACUCAGAGUGUUGGCGGAGUGCAGAUCAUUAACGGAAUGACGACAAUCGAUAUCAAGCGAUAUGCGCGAGUGGAAAAGGUUCCAGGCGGAACAAUCGAAGAGUCGCAGGUUCUGUCAGGAGUCUUAAUUAACAAGGACAUCACUCACCCCAAAAUGCGACGACGAAUUGCGAAUCCUCGUAUUAUCCUUCUCGAUUGUCCAUUGGAAUACAAGAAAGGUGAAAGCCAAACAAAUAUUGAAAUUUCCAAAGAAGAAGAUUGGGCUCGUAUUCUUGAAAUCGAGGAGGAACAAAUCAAGAAGAUCUGUGAAAAACUCAUCGAGUUCAAGCCGGACUUGAUCAUCACAGAGAAGGGAGUCAGUGAUCUCGCCCAGCAUUACCUCCUCAAGGCAAAUAUCACUGCCCUUCGCCGAGUACGCAAGUCCGAUAACAACCGUAUUGCGCGCGCCACUGGAGCUACAAUUGUGAAUCGAGUCGAAGACCUUCGUGAUUCCGAUGUGGGUACCCAGUGUGGAAUGUUCUACAUUGAAAAGAUGGGAGAUGAAUAUUUCACGUUCCUCACAGAAUGUACAUCCCCCAAAGCAUGCACUAUUCUUCUGCGUGGACCCAGCAAGGAUAUCCUCAAUGAGAUCGACAGGAACUUGGCAGACGCGAUGGCAGUCGCACGCAAUGUCGUGCUCAACCCUCGGCUUAUUCCAGGUGGAGGUGCUGUAGAAAUGGCGGUUGCUCGGGCUUUGACCGAGAGUGGAGCGACGGGCGUGGCUGGAAAGGAAAAGGAGGUGGCCGGAGCAGCUCAGGGCGCUGUCUUCAAGGCUGUGGCAGACGCUUUAGAGGUUAUCCCUCGGACCCUAGUGCAAAACGCGGGUGGGAACGCGAUCAGGGUAUUAACCGAACUGAGAGCUAAACAUGCUGCGGGCGAGCACACUUGGGGAAUCGAUGGAAAUGUCGGAAAGAUCGCCGAUAUGAAGACAUAUGGUCUAUAUGAGAGUGCAAGUGUCAAGAUCCAAACGCUCAAAACUGCUAUUGAGGCAACACGUGUCCUACUCCGCGUGGACGAUAUUGUCCAAGCAACUCGCAAGGAUAAGUCUGGAGGCGGUGGUGGGGGCGCACCAGCUGUGCAAGAUAUGGGCCAGGGUCCUGAUGGAGAGGGAGAGCCAGAGAUGCCAUAG